Penicillium griseofulvum is the source of this 717-nucleotide messenger RNA. RefSeq names its product kinase-related protein. The transcript has 2 exons. Lineage: Eukaryota; Fungi; Ascomycota; Eurotiomycetes; Eurotiales; Aspergillaceae. The record is from RefSeq and is a predicted model, not a curated record. Bases 1 to 717 code for a protein of 238 amino acids. Gene Ontology annotation, cellular component: cytoplasm.
AUGGAUCACCAGGUAGACCGACUGGUCAACAAGACCUGGGCAAAAUUCUGCUCAACGGCAGACGACGCGCGCCUAAUGAUAGCCAUCAGCGGCAUCCCAGGCUCCGGCAAAACAGGCCUGGCAACGAUUAUGGCAGCGCGGAUUAACAAAAUUUACGCCUCGGAGAACCCAAAAACACCAACACCAAUAGCCAUUGCCCUCCCAAUGGAUGGGUACCAUUUGACACGUGCACAGCUGGCCGCCAUGCCGGAUCCAGCUCAUGCUGCAGCGCGACGAGGCGCGGCUUUUACUUUCGACGGCAGCAAGUUCCUUGAGCUUGUGCGGGCUCUGCGGAAGCCGCUUACGGCUCGCACGGGCAGUCUUUAUGCACCGAGCUUUGAUCAUGCCAUUAAAGAUCCGGUUGAUGAUGAUAUCGCCAUUCCGCCGAGUUGUCGAAUGCUGUUUUUUGAAGGGAAUUAUCUAAGCUUGGAUCAGGAGCCGUGGAGUACGGCUGCUAAUUUGAUGGAUGAGCUUUGGUUUGUGGAUGUUGAUUUUGAGGUUGCGAGGAAGAGGUUGGUGGUUAGGCAUGUUAAGGCAGGUAUUGCGAGAGAUGAGGAUGAGGCGGAUAAGAGAGCCCGAGAGAAUGAUUUGGUUAAUGGGAGAGAGAUUGUAGAUCACAGGUUGCCGGUGCAGGAGGUUGUUACUAGUACUUUUGAUCCUGCCUGGGAGAGGCCAUGA